This is a messenger RNA of Rattus rattus (black rat), 904 nucleotides long. RefSeq names its product WAP four-disulfide core domain 2 (gene Wfdc2). The record is from RefSeq and is a predicted model, not a curated record. The transcript is spliced from 5 exons. Gene Ontology annotation, cellular component: extracellular region. Gene Ontology annotation, molecular function: peptidase inhibitor activity. Gene Ontology annotation, biological process: antibacterial humoral response; innate immune response. NCBI's taxonomy places the organism in Eukaryota, Metazoa, Chordata, Mammalia, Rodentia, Muridae.
GAAACUGUCUCGGUUCCUGGUUCCCACCUGAGCCAAGAGUGACACCUGAUCCCGGGGGAUUGUGAAAUGGCUUGAGGUGGCAGGGCGCCCGCACUGCCCGCUGUGCUUCCUACCCGCCUCCUGCACCCCUCACUCGGCCCCGCCCCCCCCCCGCGCGAGUGGUUAAAUCCCCCCCAUGCAGGCUGCAGGUCAUACCUGCACCAUGCCUGCUUGUCGCCUCUGCUUGCUGGCCACAGGCCUCCUACUCGGGCUGCUGCUGUUCACUCCCCUCUCAGCCACAGGCACCAGAGCAGAGAAACCCGGUGUGUGCCCCCAGCUCUAACCAAUUACUGACUGUGUGAAGGCGUGCAUCUUGGACAACGACUGUCAGGACAACUACAAGUGCUGCCAGGCCGGCUGCGGCUCUGUCUGCUCCAAGCCUAAUGGGCUGAGCGAAGGAAAACUCUCCAGGACCGGGACGGGUACUACGGGUACUACGGGUACUACGACUCUAUCAGCCGGCCUUGCCCGCACAUCUCCACUAUCGAGAGGUCAAGUGUCCACGAAGCCACCCGUUGUGACCAAAGAAGGAGGUAACGGAGAAAAGCAGGGCACCUGCCCCAGCGUGGACUUCCCCAAGCUCGGCCUCUGUGAGGACCAGUGCCAGAUGGACAGCCAGUGUUCUGGCAACAUGAAAUGCUGCCGAAACGGCUGUGGGAAGAUGGGCUGCACCACACCCAAAUUCUGAGCUUCAGCCACCAGCAGCCUGAGGAAUGGAGAGAGGUUGCUUCUGCUGGACCGUGCAUCUGGUGUCGUUCCUGUGGCCUCCUCUCUCUCUGGCCUUUGCAUUUCGUCCUGGUCCCACAAAAGCAUCUCCUUUUUCUAACCAAUAAAGCGAUCACUUUCAGCAAUGGAGAAGCUAUAA